Messenger RNA from Scomber scombrus (Atlantic mackerel), 2403 nucleotides. RefSeq names its product mucin-2-like. The record is from RefSeq and is a predicted model, not a curated record. The coding region runs from base 1 to 2403 and encodes 800 amino acids. The transcript has 7 exons. NCBI's taxonomy places the organism in Eukaryota, Metazoa, Chordata, Actinopteri, Scombriformes, Scombridae.
AUGGAACAACUGAGAUGGCAGUGGACUCUGUGUUUAGUGAUGAUUGGUCUUUCAGGGCUCACAUCUGUCCAGUGCUUCAGCCAGAAAGACUUUCUUGGUAUGGUGCAACUCCUCAGUACUGCAGAGACAGACUACCUUGUCCCAAUGGAGAUCACCAACAAAGACUUCACACCCGCACUGCAAAACCCAGCAUCUGAAGAAUAUCACAGCUUGUAUAAAGAAGUCAGUGACUUGCUUGAUGCAGUUUAUGGAUGCUCACCUGGUUGUCCAACAAGCCCGUACUACAGAGGUGUUCACGGGAUGACUUUCAGCGCUGGAACUCAACAAUCGGUAAUUGCAGAUGCAACUGUAGCCUUCAAAAAGUACUCAACCAAUCCAUCCCUUCUCCGUGUAUUCUUUAUGAAUGCUAACAACAUCAAACCCCAAAUUCUCCACAUAGAUGUGGACUAUACAUUACAACACCCAAUAGCAAUUGAGACAACAACCACUACUGCAAAACCUACGACUACUACAACUACACCUACAACUACAACUCCCACAACUACAACACCCACAACUACUACACCUACAACCACAACACCCACAACUACAACACCCACAACUACUACACCUACAACCACAACACCCACAACUACAACACCCACAACUACUACACCUAAAACUACAACACCUACAACCACAACACCCACAACUACAACACCCACAACUACAACACCCACAACUACUACACCUAAAACUACAACACCUACAACCACAACACCCACAACUACAACACCUUCAACUACAACACCUACAACCACAACACCCACAACUACUACACCUACAACCACAACACCCACAACUACAACACCUACAACCACAACACCCACAACUACUACACCUUCAACUACAACACCCACAACUACAACACCCACAACUACAACACCCACAACUACAACACUUUCAUCCACAACACCCACAACUACAACACCCACAACUACUACACCUAAAACUACAACUCCUACAACCACAACACCCACAACUACAACACCUUCAACUACAACACCUUCAACUACAACACCCACAACUACUACACCUAAAACUACAACUCCUACAACCACAACUCCCACAACUACAACACCCACAACUACAACACUUUCAUCCACAACACCCACAACUACAACACCCACAACUACAACACCUUCAACCACAACACCCACAACUACAACACCCACAACUACAACACCUUCAUCCACAACACCCACAACUACAACACCUUCAACCACAACACCCACAACUACAACACCCACAACUACAACACUUUCAUCCACAACACCCACAACUACUACACCUAAAACUACAACACCCACAACUACAACACUUUCAUCCACAACACCCACAACUAUAACACCUACAACCACAACACCCACAACUACAACACCUUCAACUACAACACCUUCAACUACAACACCCACAACUACUACACCUAAAACUACAACUCCUACAACUACAACACCUUCAACUACAACACCCACAACUACAACACCUUCAACUACAACACCCACAACUACUACACCACCAACUGCAACACCUUCAACCACAACACCCACAACUACAACACCACCAACUACAACACCCACAACUACAACACCCACAACUACAACACCCACAACUACAACACCUUCAACUACAACACCCACAACUACUACACCACCAACUGCAACACCUUCAACCACAACACCCACAACUACAACACCACCAACUACAACACCCACAACUACAACACCACCAACUGCAACACCUUCAACUACAAUACCCACAGCCACUACACUCACAACUACAACACCCACAACUACAACACCACCAACUGCAACACCUUCAACUACAAUACCCACAGCCACUACACUCACAACUACUACAGCCACAACUACUACACCUACACCUACAACUCCCACAACGACAACACCUCUUAGUACACACUCUUACACCUCUCACACACAAGUGAAAAAAACUACAACUGUGAAUCCUCAUGAAAAUCGCACAGAUGUUCACCAUGUUUCAACUGGAAUGCCCAAUCAUUCCCAGACACCAGGUGGAGGCAGCAGCAGCAGCAGCAGCAGCAGCAAUGGUGACUGGGUACCUGGAUGGGCUAUUGCCCUAUUGGUACUGGCCUCCGCCAUCUUGUUACUACUCAUAAUCAUCUUUAUCAUGAUGUUGGUUCGAUGGUGUUGUAAGAAAACAAAGAGCGACCACAUGGAUACUGCUAAGGAUCCAUACUACAAUGAAGCAAAACAACCCCCCCAGGACUCUCUGCCAGUAUACUCACCCCGAACCCCAAUGGCACAGCAACCAGAGUCAGCCCCUGUCAUCAUUGGGGGCUCACCCAAGAAGAACAGGAUGGGGUUCUAUGCAGUCAAUCCUUGA